CAGUGAAAUCAGCUCAAAGUCAAAGAGAUUUUACUCGCCGUCUCCUAAUAGUAAGCAAAACACUUCACAAAAACGAUUUAGACGUAAACGUAAUUUAAAUGACAAUCAUGAGGACAAAUAUAGAACUGCUUUAAUCAAUUUGUGCGAUGAUAGCCAAACCAGUGUUGUCGAAGACGAACCCGUUGGGUUUGAAUACCCCAAUAUAGAACAAUACAUAUCACCGACACGGAAAUAUUUUGAUAAAGUUGAAACGGACGAGCAAAAGCUGCGAGUAACAAUUGAGGAGAAAGAGCAAGAUUUGUUGGAACUUGAAGAGAGUUACCGAAAACCUGAAGAUUUCAUUAAGUUGCCACUAAUGACUAUGUUCAUAUUGCCAUAA
Molecule: messenger RNA, 379 nt
Organism: Paramuricea clavata
Lineage: Eukaryota; Metazoa; Cnidaria; Anthozoa; Malacalcyonacea; Plexauridae
Source: the annotation of a GenBank genome assembly